Eurytemora carolleeae is the source of this 1991-nucleotide messenger RNA. RefSeq names its product multiple inositol polyphosphate phosphatase 1. Gene Ontology annotation, molecular function: inositol phosphate phosphatase activity; acid phosphatase activity. Bases 29 to 1681 code for a protein of 550 amino acids. The transcript is spliced from 15 exons. The record is from RefSeq and is a predicted model, not a curated record. Lineage: Eukaryota; Metazoa; Arthropoda; Copepoda; Calanoida; Temoridae.
UCUACAAAUCUAAAAAUCCCUCCAGAUUAUGAUGAAUGGUCUGAUUCUCAUACUUGAGCUCUCUACAUGGGCUUGCAAAGCAGCAAGUUUGGAGGAAAAUGGCGGAGUAAUAUUUGGAACUAAAACCUCGUAUUUUCCUGUUGCUAACCAGAACACAAGUAUUCCAACACCCCCUGGUUGUUCCCCUGUAAUGUUUUGGCACCUAGCUAGACAUGGAACAAGGUAUCCGGGCAAAGACGAUAUCGAGAAUAUGAGAGAUAAUUUGUCACGUUUAAGGGAUGAGAUGAUUGCAGCCUGGAAUGAUGGGAAAGGGAACUUGAGUUCUGAAAUAAUUCUGCAACUUAAGAAUUGGACUCUUCUCCCAACACCAGAGGAUGAUAAACUUAUCACGACUUCGGGAAGAAAAGAACAUUUUGAGAUGGGUCAAAGAUGGGAAAAAAGAUUUGACAACUUUAACUUUUUUCAUCCGAAUAAAACAGAGGUGUAUACGAGUUAUAAACAGCGAUGUAUUGAGAGUGGAAAGGAGUUUAUGAAAGGUCUCUUCUCUGCAGAACUACCACUAGUGGAAGAUAAUCAUCUUCUUAGGUUUUAUGAUUAUUGCUCCCUGUACAUCAACGAGGUCGGAGAAUCAGAAACUCCAUGUCAAGAGGUUUUAAAGUUUGAAACCAUGCCAGUGUUUAAAGAGGUUGGAGACAGAACGGAGAAACAAACUGGAGUUCAAUUUUCUAAAUCAGAGCUUGAUAUACUAUGGGAUAUCUGCAGGUUUGAGGUCUCCUGGUUCCCUGGGACCUGGUCUCCCUGGUGCUCCGUCUUCUCUAUACAGGACCUUCACGUCUACGAGUUCAGAGAAGACCUGAAGUAUUAUUACGAAGAUGGGUAUGCAUAUAAUAUUACUAAACUGAUGACUCAACCUCUUUGGCAUGAUCUGAUAACAAGGUUAGAAGUUCUCCAGGAGGGUAGAUUAGCAGUAAACAAUUCAGUUCUAAUGUUCGCCCAUGCUGAAACCUUGAUGCCUUUCCUUGUAUCUCUAGGUCUGUAUCUGGAUCAGGAACCAGUAAAGGCAUCUGAUUGGCCCUUGGAGGACAGAAAAUGGAAAACCUCGGAAAUUUCCUCGUUUGGAACAAACCUAGAUGUUAUAGUGCUGCGCUGUUCUGCUUCUCAGGUGAAAGGGAAUUACGAAAACACAUCCUCUGAGGAAUUCAUGGACAAAACUGAAAAAUCUGUAGAUUUGGAAACAUCUAAAGAAUCGGAGGCGUCAACAAAAUCGGAGGAAUCUAAAGAAUCGGAGGAGUCCACAGAGUCAGAUUCUAGAGAAUCGGAGGAGUCUGAAGAAUCAGAAAAUUCUAAAAUUGACAAAAGGUCUGUAGAUUCAGAUGAAUCUACAGAAUCAGAGGAAUCUAAGGAAUUGGAGGAGUCUAAAGAAUCGAAGAAACGUAAAAAAUCGGAUGUGUCUAAAGAAUCGAAGGAGUCUAAAGAAUCAGAGGAGUCUAAAGAACCGGAGAGGUAUAAAAAAUUAGAAGAACUUGAUUUAAUUGCUGGCGAAGAACUGAAAAUUCAGAUAAUGCAUCAGGAAAAGAUAACAAUCAUUCCUGGACUCGGUGAUCUUAUUCCUCUUAGUGCAUUCAUUCAGAAGUAUAAAUAUCUGGCAGAUCUAGAUUUUGAUAAAAUAUGUGAAAACUAGAAGUUUAAACAUCUAGCGGACAUAGAUUUCAAUACAAUCUGUGAAAACUAGAAGUAUAAAUAUCUAGCAGAUAUAGAUUUCAAUACAAUCUCUGAAAACUAGAAGAAUAAAUAUCUGGCAAAUGUAGAUUUUAAUACAAUCUGUGAAAACUACCAGAUAUAGAUUUCAAUCUAAUCUGUGAAAACUAGAAGUAUAAAUAUCUGGCAUAGAUUUCAUUACAAUUUGUGAAAACUAGAAGUUUAAAUAUCUAGCAAAUAGAGAUUUCAAUACAAUCUGUGAAAACUAGAAGAAUAAAUAUCUAGCAAAUAUA